CGACAUACGACAUUGGUUACCGCGAUGAACGUAUUGUCUUCUCGUUAGCGCUGGCUCAUAGUUCUGCGCUCAGCAUACAAGUUACUUUGCGCCCUCGGACAGUCCCGACCUAAGCCAUCAUCAUGGACAUUCACCGAUCCCGGUUCGUGCCCUACACUUCGUCCGCGAUCAACGCGCUCGCGUUUUCACACACCAAAGCCGAGCAUGGGAGUCAUGAGCCCGAGUCCUUGAGACUUGCCAUCGGACGUGCAAACGGCAACGUUGAGAUAUGGAACCCGGCCAACGGGGCUUGGCUGCAAGAGAAGGUUUUCUACGGCGGCAAAGACCGAAGCGUUGAAGGGCUGGCAUGGACACAAGAACCGGAUUUCAAGGACGCGCACAACAAGACCAUAUCAGGUCGGCUGCGGCUGUUCAGCAUUGGCUACUCGAGUAGCGUCACUGAAUGGGAUUUGGCAACUGGUCUUCCCGCGCGACAUUCGAAUGGCAAUCACAGCGAAGUGUGGUGUUUUGCCGCACAGCCCAGGAUGGGCGCUAAGACACCAGGAAGAGGAAAGGCAGACAGCUAUGCGCACCAAAAGCUCGUCGCCGGCUGCGCAGACGGUACCCUCGUCUUGCUUUCUACAGAAGACAACGAGCUCACUUUUGAGCGAUUCGUUUCUCGCGCAACGAACAAGAAAGCCCGUGCUCUCAGUAUCACAUACAAGGACAACGACGUCGUCUUGGCCGGCUUUGCGGACAGUACCAUUCGUGUGUUUGAUACAAGAAACGGAAACGUCAUAAGGAACAUUUCCCUGGGAAGUGGCCCUCAUAGUGGGCCGAAAGAGAUCUUAGUAUGGAAAGUCAAAUGCCUCCCGGAUGGCGACUUUGUGUCUGGGGACUCUACCGGCGACAUCAGGAUCUACAAUGGCAAGACUUUUAGUCAGACACAGAGAAUUUCGGGGCACGAGGCCGACGUGCUUGACCUUGCAGUCUCUCAAGAUGGGUCGAGCAUCUUUAGUGCGGGCAUGGACCGCCGUACGUGCUUCUACACCAGCAAGAAGGGCGUUGCCCAGGGGCAGAGUGGAAAAUGGCGUAAGAUGUCUCAUAAGAGGUACCACGAGCACGAUGUCAAGGCUAUGGCGACAUAUGAGGGCAACAAGCUGAGCGUGAUGGUCUCGGGAGGCAUCGAUACACAGCCCAUCGUUGUCCCCAUCCGCGCGUUUGGUAGAGAGGUAAGCCGUGGUCUUCCAGCUUUGCCCCCUACCCCACCCCUCGUGAGUGCUCCGGAUGCCCGACUUCUGGUCAGCUGGUGGAACACAGAAGUGCGCAUAUGGCGAGUCAAGCCCCAGGUUGAUGGUACGGAGAAGCCAAAGGUGGUUGCACGCCUAGCACUCGAGGGCGAGGAAAACAUAACAUCGGUUUCUAUCAGCCGAGACGGUGGGCUCCUUGCAGUUGCGACCAUCAGCGAGGUGAAGCUGUUCCAAAUCGUACGUCCGCAGCUAGGAGCUAGCGCAGGACUCCGCAUAAGGAAAUUGGAUUUGCCUUCCAUUGCCGCUGCAAGAACUGUGAAGCUGGAGGCAAACGGCAAAUGGCUCGUAGUAGUCACCGCAACAAACGACAUCCAGUUGGUCAGGAUCGUGAAGACGGAUGACCCAGCCGAUUCACCUCGCGCAUUGGACACGCUGCAGCAUCUCCUCCGUCUUCAUCGUGAUAAUCUUCCGCAGAACUCACUCAAUGGACCGUCGGGGCCAUAUGAACGCUCCAUCACACAUGUCGACUUCUCCACGGACGGCAAUCUUCUUGCCGUUGUUGAUCUCGCUGGUUACAUUGAUACUUGGGUCAUUGAAGGACAUGAGGACUCGACUGCGCCAGAGGUAGACAUUGAUGAUACAGCCCCGGCUGAUGAUGAGGAAGAGGACUCCCACGAUGAUGAAGAUGAGACAAAGGAACAAAUAACCUUCUUGGGACAGCGCUGGAUACGUAAUCCUUCUAGCCACCUGCUCCCACGCCUCGACUCCACACCUGUCUUACUCUCGUUCCAACCGAGCUCAGACGACGAGUUGGAUCGACCGCAACCGAAUGGCAACCCGGCUGUCCACCCCACAAGGCAGAACCCGCACCCUCACUCGCGCGAAUUGCCUACUACAGAUUACCGGUUACUGGUCGUAUCUGCAGAGCAUCAGUUAUACCUCUUCGAGGUCAUGGCUGGUCGACUGUCAGAAUGGACAAGAAGGAACCCACUCUCGAGCUACCCUCACGAAUAUCAACAGCUUGAUCUUCCAGCAAAAGGCUGUAUUUGGGACAUUCAAGACACAGAACAGCGAAUAUGGCUGUAUGGGGAGAAGUGGCUGUUCAUGUUCGACCUCACCAAGGACUUCCCGAUCUCGGACUCUAGUAAAUCCGGCCUUUCAAAGAAGCGGAAACGAGAGGCAGCUAAAGACCAUAGCGGCGCCGGUGCCGCGAUGACCCAGAAAGAAGUAUCGGUUACCAAGAUGCGGAAAUUCCAAGGGGCUAAGGAAACCCAAUCUAGUAAGACGAAUUGGGUCGACGUGAAUGCUACCAACGGUAGGACGGCUCAAGAAGACGACGAUGACGACGUGGAAGAGAGUAGUCAACCACUGGCGAAUCUCAGACGGACUGUUACGCAAGACAAUGAACUUCUGCCCAACGGCACAUUUGAAGAUAUGACGGGUGGAGGAGAGGUUGGUGAAGUAGUCGAUCAGCGGAAACAUAACGAUCCAUGGUGGCACACUUUCAAAUACCGCCCAAUACUAGGCAUCCUCCCGAUAAGCAGCGAUGACAGUCAUCAUGCGCCUGAGGUGGUCCUUGUGGAACGGCCUUCGUGGGAUUUAGACCUUCCUCCUCGGUUUGUUGGGACACAUGAGCAGUGAGUGCGGGCUUGGGCGUUGCCGUAGAAGUUUGCAAGAUACCUAAUGAUGUUAUCCGGUAUAAUUGUCUUCAGGGCAUCUUUCCCCUUAGUAUGCUGUGAACGACCAGAUGAUGCGCUGCAAACUUGAGAAUAACUAAGCCUCAUACACCCGGACUCUGGCCAUGAUGGAACUAAGUAUCACUAGAGUCUAAUAUAUAGAUUUUAAAUUAGAGACAUCAUUAU
Molecule: messenger RNA, 3091 nt
Organism: Cucurbitaria berberidis CBS 394.84
Lineage: Eukaryota; Fungi; Ascomycota; Dothideomycetes; Pleosporales; Cucurbitariaceae
Product: small nucleolar ribonucleoprotein-like protein complex subunit
Exons: 2
Coding region: 123-2870 (915 amino acids)
Biological process (GO): maturation of SSU-rRNA from tricistronic rRNA transcript (SSU-rRNA, 5.8S rRNA, LSU-rRNA)
Cellular component (GO): t-UTP complex; small-subunit processome; 90S preribosome
Molecular function (GO): RNA binding; protein binding
Source: RefSeq, a predicted model, not a curated record